GGACUGGGGAAUAGGUUGCCGUCCUCUCAACUCGCUGCAGAUCAAUUAUGUUAAGAGAACAUCUGUAAGUAGAGCUUAAUGAGGUCCAUUAGAGCAACAUGCGCUGCCUUCCCUAACGGUGCUUGUCAGCCUCUUGGAUGAGCUGGAGUGUGCGGCUGACUGGGGACCUGGUGGAGGGGCUUAAAUAGGAGAGAGGCUCCGCUUACUGGCGGUUCUUUCUUCUUCCCUGCCAGAGAAGCCAGAGAGAAGCGCCGACGGACAGGGGCGAGGAAGCAGCGAAAUAGGGGGAGAGUGAAAGAGAGACGACCUGUGAGCCGGGUGCAGGACGCACAGAGAGCCGCUGGGUGGGGAGCCGAGUUUUAGGUACGUCUGAGAACUUGAGAACCUGUCACCAAGUUUUCUCUUAGACAGGCGGGAGUUGCGCGUAUCUCUGAGGGAAAAAGUUGCCUCGUGGACACUUUGGGUCAAAGACGAGCGCUGCUGCAGCGACCCACUGGCCGCUCUGUUUUGGGCAUCUCUGGACUGCUAAAGAGGAGGAUCUGUAGCUGAAUCCGCCGCUGGAGUUCAGUCGGGAUUUCCUCUUAACUUCUUGAGAAAGGUAUACAAAUGCUCUCCGUCCAGCCGGACACCAAGCCAAAAGGCUGUGCCGGCUGCAACCGGAAGAUCAAGGACCGUUACCUGCUGAAGGCCCUUGAUAAGUACUGGCACGAGGACUGCCUUAAGUGUGCCUGCUGUGACUGCAGGCUGGGCGAGGUGGGCUCCACGCUCUACACCAAAGCCAACCUCAUCUUGUGCCGAAGAGACUACCUACGGUUGUUUGGCGUCACAGGGAACUGUGCAGCCUGCAGCAAGCUAAUUCCAGCCUUCGAGAUGGUCAUGAGGGCCAAAGAGAACGUCUACCACCUGGACUGCUUCGCGUGCCAGCUCUGCAAUCAGAGGUUUUGUGUGGGAGACAAGUUUUUUCUGAAGAACAACAUGAUCCUGUGCCAGACAGACUACGAGGAGGGGCUGAUGAAGGAGGGCUACGCUCCCCAGGUCCGCUGACCCCUUAGGCCUAUGAGGAGGAGGAGGAAGAAGAGGAGCGGGGAAGAGAGACCUGAAGUAGAGCUUUCCAUCACACAACAAAAAGCACUAUUGCCUCCUACCCUGCUCCAGCCCACAUGUAAAUAACUGAGCAGGCUUCCCCAGAAAGACACACUCUGCUGUACAGAAUAGCCAUAGAGAAGCCACAUGUGGCAGGGAGAAGAUCGGGGAGCCUACGGCACACUUCUAGUGUGAAAAAAAUAAAUAGUUUGUUGAUUUCUUUGUUUGUGACGGAUGCUGCCUCUUCCCUCCUGGCCAACAGACACUGGCCUCAGAACGAUUUCUAAUUGACUGCUCAUACUGGCCGAUGGAAAGAAAAAACAAUAUAUAUAUAUAUAUUUACCCACCCAAAAGCAGUCUUUUUAUCUGAAAAGGACAGACAACUUCUACUUGAAUCUGACAUUUACUGAGGUAUUGUCAAUCAAUGUAAUUUUGAAGUGAUCUUUUUACUGGAUGAUAUCAGAUUUAAAACAAAGUGAAUGUAAACAAAAGAUCAGCAAAACGAACGCUGAUCACACAUUUGUGUGUGUGUGUGUUCUUCUUUCCCGCGGUUUGCAAGGGUGUGUGUGUGUGUGUGUGUGUGUGUGUGGAGGUCUUCUUUCUUCUUUCCCGCGGUCUGCAAGGUUUGGUCUGGUCCAUAUAGAACUACAGGAUUUCAAAAUUGAUCACAAGAAUCAAGUAGUAACACUUUCUUUCCAAAUCACACUGCUGUAUUAGCUCCAGUGUUUGUAAUAAAAUCUGUGUGUUUCUCUGACUGGAUUAAAUCGUUCACGCAGCCAUUACAUCUAUAGAUUUGACACCAUUGUGUCACUAGAAGACAGUUGAUCCUUUACGACUGAUCACAUUUCCUUCUGGCAGCAAAAGGUUAAAGUGUGUUUGGCUGUUUCUAUUGUCAGUGAAAAGAGUUUUGCUGAAAUAAGUCGGCAACUUUUGAGAACAUAAAGGGGGACAUAUCAAGCUAUUUUUCAGGGCCAUACUUUUAUGCUGUUUUCACAAAAAUAAGUAUCUCAUUAUGAAUAUACCUGUAGGACCUGUCUCUCUAAGCCCCCAUCUCAAAAUAAAAUCUUGUCUGCUCUGAUUGGCUUGCAAAGAAAAUUGUCUGAAUAGAAAACGACACGCAUUACCGCCCCACGCAAAUAUAUGUGUAGAAGCACAGAAAAGGACAUUUUCAAUGAUAUGUCCUCUGAUUUUUCAAACUUCAAUGUAAAAGCCGUAUCCUUAGUGAUUGGGCCACACAAAAUCUUUAAAACAAACGAGUGUUGCAUCAUAUUGCCUGCUCAGACGGCAAGCAACAUUGGUAACUGGCUGCAGAAUUUAGCAGCUAGAGAGCCACAUUCUUUUCACAGCAGUUUGUGGAGGCCCCAAAAUAGCUAAAACUUCUAUUCUUCAGUGCUACAAAGACUCCUGUUCUCCAGGGAAAGGUUGAUGAUGCUCUGUGUCUGCUAGAUGUGUAAAUAGACCGCUCACCGGUUGCAAUUAAAGGAUUACAUUUUUUCAGAUGUUUCAGCUCUGCUGCUCUCAAGUGGUCAGAAUAAAGAAUUGAAGCAGCCUCAAAAGUUAAGGACUAGACCUAAUGCCUGUGGACAAACAUGUGGUUGUGUGUCGUGGGGUGACUUGAGUCACCAUUCCAUUCCUGAAAUGCAUUCCAGUAAGCAGUAUUUGGGCAGCCCGGGUCUGGACUGGAACUCCAGGCUUCAUCCUGAGAGACGGCGGUGUAUUUUUUGCUGCAGACAGUCUUUCUAUUUAUGAAAACCUCGCUCACAUUUGUCAAAUGGAAAUAUGGGGAAUUGGCAAUGGCGCCGGGUUGAUUUAGUGGUCGUUAGGAGUGUAGCAAUUGAUCGGGAUGGUGGUGUUGGUUAAUUUUUUGUACAUUAUUUAUUUGAUAAGCAUUCAUUCAAAAUGUGUAAUUUGUUAAGCUGAUAUGUGAAUCCAUUAGAGGAUUUCUAAAUCUACAUUUGGCUUAUGUUGAGGGUUGCUGUCUGAAGCUUUAAACGGCUUUGGGUUCAGGUAUCAGCACCGUGCGGCAGGUCAGUCACCUUCAGGCCUUCUCAUCUCGGCCUCGGUAGCUGCCCUGCUGCAGAGAAGUUACAUCCAGUAGUACCUCAGCAGAGCUCGGCACUGUAUCUAAGUUCUUUAAUUUGUAAAUUGUGGGUGUACAUAAAAGAAAUAUUCAUUUUUGCUUGCUAUUGUACAAUGAUUUCUUUUUAUGUGUCAUCCAGCAUGAGAUGUUUAUUUUUAGGACAACGCUUGUAAAUACUGUAAUUGUAAUAAUUUUAAGCACAAAUGUAAUACAGUUUUAUUGUGUUA
Gasterosteus aculeatus aculeatus (three-spined stickleback) is the source of this 3390-nucleotide messenger RNA. RefSeq names its product LIM domain only 3 (gene lmo3). Gene Ontology annotation, cellular component: nucleus. The record is from RefSeq and is a predicted model, not a curated record. Gene Ontology annotation, biological process: positive regulation of transcription by RNA polymerase II. Lineage: Eukaryota; Metazoa; Chordata; Actinopteri; Perciformes; Gasterosteidae. Gene Ontology annotation, molecular function: transcription coactivator activity; DNA-binding transcription factor binding.